UUUCGCUACAGCUGCGAGCUCGGCGCGUAUCUGCGUUUAUAAUGGAGACACAUUUUAUGCGGCGAUGAGAGAAGCGCGUAAUGAACGUGCAGAAUGAUUAAAUAAUUUUGUGAUUAUCUUUCUGAUGUUAUAUAUAGAAAUUGGGUUUUUUAAAUGGAGUUUAGCUUAAGCAGAGCUGUUGUAAAGUUAAGGAUGAACAAGCUUGCUGAUAUAUUCACAUCGAUCCAUUGUAUGGAAAUGAUGAUAUUCUCAAAUAUAUUUAUCGACCCAUAUCUUUAUAAAAAUUUUAUAAAAUGAGAAAUUAGCAAACUCGACUUCUCGUAUUUAUAAUGAUUGAUAAUGAUAUUAUGUAUAUUUACGUUAAUUGCACUUUUUUAACAUUUUUGUUAUUUGAGAUCGAUUUCUUUCGUUUGUCAUAUGUAUUCAGUAUUCUUAUUUCGUCUUGACAAGCAACAUGUGACAUAUAUAAGUGACAUGUUGCGGCAAAAUUUUAAAGUAGGUCAUCAAAUUCUGGAUAAUGUAGCAAAAAAACAUUUCUUCUCUUUUAGCUUUAGUCACAAAGCGUUGGUACCCGAUAAGUGUACUCAAUGGACGAGGAACAAAACUCAUCUAACCCCCGAACAAUACAAAAAGAAACUCAAGCAAUGUCCUAAAUCGUCAUUCAUAGCCAACUGUAAAAAGUUAUUUUUCAAGUCUGAGCCUGCUAAAGUAAAUCACAAUAUAAUUUAUCGAUGCUUUAAUUAUUAAUAUCUAAAAUUUUGAGACUUUGAUCAGUUGAUGAAUAAACUUAACUAAAUGAAUUUUUUAUACAAAUAAACUUUUACUAUAGUAACGAUGUUUUCAAGAUAUUUAAUACAUGUAUAACGAUUUUAAAAGUUACAAUUUAUCCACACAUCGAUAUCCCAAGAAUAACAAAUUAAUAAUAAUGAACAAAUAAUGAAUCAUAAUAAAUUUUAGUGCAAGGCGACCACAGCUAGUGACAAUUAUUUGAAGGCUCGGCGAUCGGUAAAACUUCGCAUUGAAGACUUGACGAAAUUCGUGGAAGACGGAUCGCGAUCGAUCACGAACAACUUGAAGAGUCAUUUGGAGAACAGUAAGGCCGCUCGCGCGGCUCAAUUGGAAAAGCUCUCACAGAGAACAACGCGUAAGCUGGACGAAUUGACCAGCCUGGACGUCUCGUACGGCUGCUGGAUGCGGAAUGAGACAAUGUUGCUCAAUGAUGAGAUAAGGCGAUCUUUUGACGCUCUGGAACGAGCAGUCGUUCCGAAUGUGGGGCAAAUAAUGUCGAUGUUGAAGGAUUUGCAAAGUGAAGUGUCGAAGUGCGCUGAAUGCGCAGACAAGAAUGUCACCUCGUGUCGUGAGCAUGUCGUUCCUACUGAAUUUGCAAAGUGCGUGGAUGAACGAUUAGACGAAGCUACGCUGAUGCUGAAUCGAGUGAGUAAGGAAGCGCGUCUCAAAUUGGCGGAAAUUGUGAAGUUUCGCGAGACUGUCAUAAAAGCGCACGAAAUGACUGCGGAGGAAGUGAUGGAGCUAAACCACAGGAAAUCAGCCGAAUUGUCCAAGUACUUGGAGAGGUGUAUCGUCAAGCUGAAGAAGGCAAACAAGUAGCGAAAACGGCGUAGUAUCUGACAAGCAUUUAGGAAGCGGUUUAACGAAAAGCAAACAGAAAACUGAGACGUGUAUUUAAAAUUGCGAAUAGUUCGGAAACUGAUCCGGCUAUCCCGAGAGUUUUCUUUGAAAAUAAAUACUCGAGGGAAUCAUUUAUCCUCGUGUGUCUUUGUAAUUGGAUCUGUACAUAAUACUUGUUUUGAGUGAAAAUUUAUAACAGAGGAACAUAAAAGAGAUAGCCGAGAUCAGUGGUGGAAACAUCGGUUUCAAAAGUGGAAUCUCGGAAUCUAUUGUAGAGAACAAACAAUUAUUGUACUUAUUAAAUAAAUACUCUCAACAAAGAGUGUUAGAACAAAAUUAGAACUCCCUUAAUUCGGAUAAAAAAAAAAUAUAUA
Ooceraea biroi (clonal raider ant) is the source of this 2003-nucleotide messenger RNA. RefSeq lists its product as uncharacterized. The record is from RefSeq and is a predicted model, not a curated record. Lineage: Eukaryota; Metazoa; Arthropoda; Insecta; Hymenoptera; Formicidae.